AUGGCAGCGACCGACAUAGCUCGCCAGGUGGGUGAAGAUUGCCGAACUCUCCCCCUGGCUGGCCAUGUGGGGUUUGACAGCUUGCCGGACCAGUUGGUGAAUAAGUCAGUCAGCCAGGGCUUCUGCUUCAACAUCAUGUGUGUGGGAGAGACAGGUUUGGGCAAGUCCACCCUCAUGGACACCCUGUUCAACACUAAGUUCGAGGGGGAGCCAGCCACCCACACACAGCCAGGUGUCCAGCUUCGAUCCAAUACCUACGACCUCCAGGAGAGCCACGUGGGGCUAAAGCUCACAAUUGUUAGCACGGUGGGUUUUGGGGACCAGAUCAACAAGGAGGACAGCUACAAGCCCAUUGUGGAAUUUCUCGAUGCCCAAUUCGAAGCCUACCUGCAGGAGGAGCUGAAGAUCCGCAGGGUCCUGCACACCUACCAUGACUCUCGCAUCCAUGUCUGCUUAUACUUCAUCGCCCCCACGGGUCAUUCCCUGAAGUCUCUGGACCUAAUGACAAUGAAGAAGCUGGAUAGUAAGGUGAACAUAAUCCCCAUCAUUGCCAAAUCAGACGCCAUUUCUAAGAGUGAGCUGACGAAGUUCAAAAUCAAAAUCACCAGCGAGCUUGUCAGCAACGGGGUCCAAAUCUACCAGUUUCCUACAGAUGAUGAGUCGGUGGCAGAGAUAAACGGAACCAUGAAUGCCCACCUGCCUUUUGCUGUUGUUGGCAGCACGGAAGAACUGAAGAUAGGCAACAAGAUGAUGAGGGCCCGGCAGUAUCCUUGGGGCACAGUGCAGGUUGAAAAUGAGGCCCACUGCGACUUUGUGAAGCUGCGGGAGAUGCUGCUUCGGGUCAACAUGGAGGACCUCCGGGAGCAGACCCACAGCCGGCACUAUGAGCUGUACCGCCGCUGCAAGCUGGAGGAGAUGGGCUUCAAGGACACUGACCCCGAUAGCAAACCCUUCAGUUUGCAGGAGACGUAUGAGGCCAAAAGAAAUGAGUUCCUAGGGGAGCUCCAGAAAAAAGAAGAGGAGAUGAGACAGAUGUUCGUCCAGAGAGUCAAGGAGAAAGAAGCUGAACUCAAGGAGGCAGAGAAAGAGCUGCAUGAGAAGUUUGACCGUCUGAAGAAACUACACCAGGAUGAGAAGAAGAAGCUGGAGGAUAAGAAGAAAUCCCUGGAUGAUGAAGUGAACGCUUUCAAACAGAGAAAGUCGGCGGCUGAGCUGCUCCAGUCCCAGGGUUCCCAGGCUGGAGGCUCACAGACUCUGAAAAGGGACAAAGAGAAGAAAAAUAAUCUAUGGCUGUGUACUGAAUAG
Messenger RNA from Pipistrellus nathusii (Nathusius's pipistrelle), 1305 nucleotides. The record is from the annotation of a GenBank genome assembly. NCBI's taxonomy places the organism in Eukaryota, Metazoa, Chordata, Mammalia, Chiroptera, Vespertilionidae.